GGGGUGGGGAUGCGGUUUCCCCUCCCUGUCACUCAGACCUCCCCCGACUCCCUCCGGUCGCCAUCACCGGCACUUGCUUGCCUGUCACCUCAGAUCGCCGUCUCUACCCCGACUGCUGCGAGCACCGGCCCUCAGACUCUCUCUUCUCCUCACCUCGCCCAGCAGGGCGCUGGCGAUCAGGUCACCACCCCGUCACUCGGCUCUUCAACAACCUCACAGACCAAGCGACAUCCGAGCUCCAGCUCAGUACCUCUCUUUCACUCUCUCUCUCACUUCAUCACCUUGUCGACAACCGGCGGGCCCUGAAGCUUCACAGUCGGGGCAGGCAUGGCCCUCUUUGGCUGAAUCCGUAGCUGGGUAUGGGUCAAGAGUGCGGGGCUGGUCCAGAUAUCCAGAUACCGACUCUGGGUUGGUAAUUGCAUGUAAUUGUUCCGGUACAAGAGAUAGUUAUGAAUGUGAAAACUGAAAAAUUUGGCCAUGGCAAGAGAAGGCGAAGCUACCUCGUUCAUCAGUUGCAAUGGUUGGUCAGGACUGGUUUGAUUCUGACUGGUACCAUGCAGGGCAGGCAUGGCCCUCUUUGGCUGAAUCCGUAGCUGAGUACAAGUCAAGAGUGCGGGGCUGGUCCAGAUAUCCACAUACCGACUCUGGGUCCCCCGUUGCCAUCCCUAAGAGAGAUUGGCCAGGCUCUGAUUUACUUGUUGAAUAGCUCCAUUUAAUGUUUUGGAAAGAAAAAAAACAAAAAGGGUGUUGCUUUGUGUGCGAUAGGCUUCUGAAUUUGCCAUAUCAGUGAGGGGGAGUGAUGGCGGCUGGCACCAUAGAUGAAUCUGAGGGGCGGCUGCAUCCUUAAUGAGCAUAUUGGUAACAGAGAAGGGAAUAAUCUGCUGUCUUUUACUGAUGAUGCGGUUCCUUAAGCAAGUGAAGAUUUGAUUUUGACGAGGAAAUGGGAAAAGGAUAACGGGAGAAAGGAGAAGAAAGAUCCCAUGUCCUCAACAGCGGCGAAGCCACCGUUGAAGCCCCUUUCUCCGCAGGAGUGGGAACUCCUCAUUGACGACUUCCAGCAUGGACGGGAUGCAUCGUGGACCUCUCAGUAUUCUAUCCCUUCCAUCCUCGAGCAGGCUCUCUCCUACCUCCUUAAGAGGGACUCCCCUCUCUCUCUCAAGCACUCCCUCAUCCUCUUCAUGGAGGAAUUCUCCGCUCUCAUCUUCCAGCUCUCUAGCUUGAGCCAACUUAUGGAUACCCUACGGUCCAUAGUCCAGGCCCCUCUCGACCCCCCACACUACUCCUACACCCUCAAGGAGCAGAUGAUGGUCUCUACCACCUCCAUCUUCAUUACCAUUGUCGAUGAUCCGAGCUCUCAACUCCUCCCAUCUUUGGAGGGUCUGGUAGAAUUGCUCUUGGUCAUCAUUAAUCGGCCCAACCAUGGCCCCGACCGCCAAACUAGAGGCAUCGCUUGCGAGUGCUUGAGGGAGCUGGAGAGGGCUUACCCUUGCUUACUUUCCGACCUAGCUGGCCACCUAUGGAGCUUGUGCCAGAGUGAGCGGACCCAUGCUUCCCAGAGCUACAUUCUGCUUUUCACUCAGGUAGUCCACAAUAUUGCAAUUCAUCGAGUGAGCACCUCUAUCUUGAACACAUCCAUUCCUUUGAUUCCCUUCAAUGUCCCACAAUGGGUUCUGGGUUUGGGCUUGAGCAGGGAGGUCUCAAACUGUAAGGAACUAAGGAGGGCGAUGUCGUUUCUGCUCGAAUGGCCCCACGUGUUUACCCCUUUCGGAAUGAUGGAGUUUAUGGGCAUGGUCAUGCCUGUAGCCGUGGCCUUGGAGUUGCAGCCUUCAAUGUUGAAGGUUCAGUUCUUUGGUAUGAUACAUUCGUACGAUCCCCUAUUGUGUCAUGUUGUGUUGAGGCUCUACUUGCAUUUCCUUGAUGCUUUUGAUGGACAAGAGGGGGAAAUUGCACGCCUGCUUGUCUCUGCUUCAAACGAAGCUCAGAGUCCGUUGGUGUUUCGCUUGCUUGCCCUUCAUUGGCUGUUGGGAAUCUUCAAUGGACUGUUGACAAGUGAUGAUGAUUCUAAAAGGAAGUUGAUACUCGGAAUGGCCUUGAGCUUCUAUCCAAAUGUCUUCGACCCACUGGCACUGAAAGCAUUGAAGCUUGAUCUUCUGGCCCUGUUCUCAAUCUGUCUUGAAAGCUCUCAACGAGAGGGAGAAAAUCGUCUGUCCAUGCGUAAUGUGUUUGAAAAAGGUCUUGUCUCUGUCUCUGCCUUCAAGUGGAUGCCUCCAUGGAGCACAGAAACUGCUGUAGCAUUUCGGACAUUCCAUAAGUUCUUGAUAGAUGCAUCAUCCCAUUCCGAUGCUGACUCCACUAGUAAAAGGAUGCUUACGGAGUCGGCAAUUUUCCAUUCGUUACAGGAGAUGCUAGUGGAUCUGACUCUGGAGUUUCCAAGACUAGUUCCAGUGGUUGUUGCAUUUACUAAUCGAUUCUUGGGCUGUCAGAAGCAUCGUUGCCUGGGGGAGGGAUUACUUCAGACACUGGAUGAGAAUUUACUCCCAAAAGUUAUAGUGGAUCACAAGCUCGUUGCCUACUUCCCUUUAUUUGAUAAAAUUGCUGAGAGCGACACAAUUCCUCCUCGUAGAUUGUUAGAACUGCUCACAGAUUUAAUGGUUUUCAUUGUCAAGAAACAUGAGCCAGAUGCUGGAUUGAGAGCGUGGUCUCAAGGAAGCAAAGUCCUUUGUAUUUGUCGAACUAUGAUGAUGCACCACCAAAGUUCUCGACUGUUUGUCAGACUAUCACGCCUCCUUGCAUUCACUUGCCUAUAUUUCCCUGACUUGGAAGUUCGUGACAAUGCUAGGAUCUAUCUGAGGAUGCUGGUCUGUAUACCAGGGAAGAAGCUGAGGGAGCUGCUCAACCUGGGAGAGAAUUUGAUUGGGGUUGCGCCCUCUGCACAAUCAGGCUCUUUUUUCAAUGUCCAGUCUCCUCGACGACCUCAUGAUCCAAAGAGAUCUAGAAAUGUCUCUGCUUAUGUACACCUUCAGCGAGUGAUUCCUCUACUUGUAAGGCAAUCUUGGUCUCUAUCUGUGUCUACUUUGUGUUUUGGGGAGGGGAAGCCCGACUAUCUACUAGGUGUUAAGGAUAAUGAGCCCAAAUCUGAUGAUGGAGGCAUCGAGAGCAGUUCUGGCGGGCAAAUAAAUUCAGAAAGUGAAAGAGCUCACCUUCCGCAGGAGCCAUUGCGUGUUAUGGAUGCUAAGAUUUCCCAGUUAUUGGAAACUCUAAGGAGGCAUUUCUCAUGCAUCCCUGAUUUCAGACACAUGCUGGGGAUUAAGGUUAGAAUUCCAUGUUAUUUGAGUUUCGAGUCUGAGCCUUUCAGUCGCAUAUGGGGACGUAAUGCUCCAGAUGGCAAUAUGGAUGAACUAGAAGAUCUUCCAGCUAUGUAUGCCACUGUACUUAACUUUUCUUCCUCUGCCCCCUAUGGCUCUAUCCCAUCAUGUCGCGUACCUUUUCUUAUUGGUGAGCCUACUGAAGAGAGCACUUCUUCUGAUAAGAAAGUUUCAUCAGAAAUUGUUCCUUAUGAUAAUGGUUCACAUGAGAAUGAUGAUAGCUCUAGAGCGCUUGUAAUGAUUGAGUUGGAGCCCCGGGAACCAACACCAGGACUGGUUGAUGUCUUUCUAGAAUCAAAUGCGGAGAACGGCCAAAUAAUUCGUGGACAGCUUCACGGCAUCACUGUUGGCAUAGAAGAUAUGUUCCUCAAGGCUAUUAUCCCAUCUGAUGUCCUUGAAGAAGCCACUCCUGCUUAUAACUCGGAUCUGUUCACAUCUCUCUGGGAAGCAUUUGGCAGUUCGUCCAACUUUGGCCGUGAAAUAUUCCCUCUUCAAGGAGGAAAAGGGGCAGCUGUGAUCAGCGGGACCCAAUCAGUGAAGCUGCUUGAAGUGCCUGCAUCCUCUCUCAUCCAGUCGAUAGAGCGCCAACUUGCCCCAUUCGUUGUCAGCGUAAUUGGUGAGCCGCUUGUAGAUCUGAUAAGGGAUGGGGGAAUCAUUAGGGAUGUUGUGUGGAAGGAUGUGGAGUUGGAUCUUCCUGUUGAUUCUACUAGUUUAAUUACUGGUAUUGGUACCAGUCCUCUUGCUCUUAAGUACAUCGAUGAGGGAGAUGAGAUCAAGGGGGAUUUUGCCGGUGACAUGAGAACGAGAAUGGGCUGCAUCCAUAUUCUGAUUUUUCUUCCUCCGAGGUUCCAUCUCCUUUUACAAAUGGAAGUAGGCGAUGUCUCAACUUUAGUACGAAUCAGAACUGAUCACUGGCCAUGCCUGGCUUAUAUAGAUGAUUAUUUGGAAGCUCUAUACCUGGCACAUUAGACAAAAGUUUAUCCACUAUGUGGAUUGGGGAAGGAUCUUCCAUCAACUACUGUCUCAGAAAUUGCGGCGAUGCUGUGUAUCAAUCAUCAUUGUGUUGUAGAUUCUUAUUCUAAGGGUCUUGUGAAUAAGAAAGGGUACGUUUUCUAUGUUACUCAAAGUAAUCUGUGUUGGGUGCGUAUAUUGCAGCCUCUAAGGCCUCAUGAAUUAAACGAUUAGGACGACUUGAGCUAAUGUGAUUCUUUUAGGACUAGAGCUUAAUUUUUUGCAUUAGUUUCAGGACUUCAACAGUAAUUUUGCCCUUGAUAAACUAUUCGUUGGUUCAGUUC
Punica granatum (pomegranate) is the source of this 4660-nucleotide messenger RNA. NCBI's taxonomy places the organism in Eukaryota, Viridiplantae, Streptophyta, Magnoliopsida, Myrtales, Lythraceae. The record is from RefSeq and is a predicted model, not a curated record.